GUGUGUGUGUGCGGAGCUGGAAUCACUGAUUGCAUGUCCUUCAUUAACAGAGUCCAUGGUUAAUGUGUGACUCGCACAACAGCCAUUGGGCACACAGACACACAGUUUGGAAAAGUGUGGUGCCUCGCGUGAUAAAGAGCGUUUGCCUCAUUCUCCCCGAGGAUUCUUCCAGGUCGUGUGCAACUCCUCAUCCUGCUCUCGUGGAAUCGCUGCGGCGAAAUAUGAACGGAAUGUGUCGCUAAACGACCGCAACUUAUUUUAUUAAAAUGCCAUCAAUUCUUUUGAUCAAAUCACAAUAUUAAUAAAUAACUAAAUGCACUCAGAGAGUGCACACAUCCGCGUAGCAAUGAUGUCAUUUCAGGUAAAAGCUGGCUGGCUAACCUGCUCCCGAAUUGAAGUGUCAACUACAAACAGGUGUUGGGCCCACAGAUGAAGCCCCGCUAAAACUGUAAACACCCAGUAAAGUAAAGGGGCGGGGCUUAUCAGGGGGUAAGUCAGCGCAUCCCUGUGCAUGUAAUCCAUCCAAUGCCUUUUCAAACAUUAAAUCAUUCAUAGCAAUGAGCUCAACGUGACAAUUGGUGGCGCUAGUGUUACGGAGCUCGCUUGUGCAACACAAGUAAAACACACAAAUAUAGCGAGCAUAUUGGUAAUCCUGAACAAACACGGCUCAAAAAGUCAAACGUGACUAUUUAACAUUUAACCAGAUGGAUUUUGGUCAAACUGUUGUUGGGGCAAGUUGACAUUGAGGUUCCCUGUUGAGGGAGUUCAUACUUAUUAAUUUCCUUUUAAGCAGAUUAUUCGCAGACAGCAACACAAGAUUCCCUUUUUGAGGAACUAAUACUUUCAAGUACGUGCUCUGGUGUCAGGGGAUAAAGGGAUGUGGGACUGAACUGCUGCCAAAAACUCUGUCCCAGAGCAAACAGAGGAGAUCGCUCAAUGUAUCUGUCAAUUAUACAUUGUUUAUAUUUGAGUCGAAGGCUUGCAUUUAUGUCAUAUCCUCCUCACAUUUCCUUAGUUCUAGCUCGCAGAAGGCCUUGCCAGCCACCGUCCUGCUGGAGCAAGUGCAAACAUUGUUUGCUGUUUUGCCUGUCAAGCACUUUCUGAAAAGUGCUGUAUAAAUAAAGCUUUAUAAGUGAGUAAUAAUUGAUGGCAAUUUUGACAGUUGCUGAUGAGAAAUAUAAACUGCUCGUAAAUGUUUGUAAAUAAACAUUGACAACAGCUCCCAAAUCUCUCAUUGAUAUCCAUUGUUACACUUUAAAUGCAGUGAAAAGCAUCUACUUCUUCAGCUGGUUUUCAGUUUGUGCCAUUUCCAGGACAGAAGUGACUGCUCCCGGCCAUCACUUUUCUCACUGCUCCGGCCCCUCCCCUUCUGUCUUAUUCCUUAUCAGCUGAGAGAAAGACUGAAGGAGGAGGAAUGAGGUGGGGGGUUACCUGGCCCGAAUGGCCCCACCUCUUCUCUGGUCAUUGAAAUUGAGUAAACAUUAAAACACCUUUACUUAGAGGCAAACUCCAAGAGUCACACACAGCCUGGCAGCAUCUCGCACAGCGACACCAGAGACGAGUGGAUGGACAGAGAUUGUGCGCUGUACACAAGUGCUUGAGCUUCUCGCUGAUUUUGGGACACAGGGCCCGGAUCUGAUUGGAUGGUUUUGACAGAAUGACAGCUGAAGACCCUGCUUCCACUUCAGACAUGAGUAACUGCGGCGCCCCCUCUAAACCCUCAAAACACAGUGCCUCCCACCAUUCUGUCCAGGGGCAGAUGAGCGCAGCCGAUGGCGUCGCCAGAACUCCCAAUGAGCCGGCGUUGGUGGCCCUGAUGGAGCGUACUGGAUACGGUAUGGUCCAGGAAAAUGGUCAGCGUAAAUACGGCCCCCCUCCUGGUUGGAACGCUCCUUCCCCGCCGCGAGGAUGUGAAAUCUUUGUGGGCAAGAUCCCCAGGGAUGUUUAUGAAGACGAGCUGGUCCCCAUAUUCGAGUCUGUGGGUCGAAUCUACGAGUUGAGGCUGAUGAUGGACUUUGACGGGAAGAACAGAGGAUACGCGUUUGUGAUGUACACAGAGAAACACGAGGCCAAGCGAGCCGUGCGCGAGCUCAACAACUAUGAAGUCCGGCGUGGGAGACUGCUGGGGGUCUGCUCCUCGGUGGACAACUGCCGUCUGUUCAUUGGUGGCAUCCCCAAGACCAAAAAACGCGAGGAAAUCCUGGAGGAGGUCUCCAAGGUGACGGAAGGCGUACUCGACGUGAUCGUCUACGCCAGUGCCGCAGACAAGAUGAAGAACCGGGGCUUCGCCUUCGUAGAAUAUGAGUCUCACCGCGCCGCCGCCAUGGCCCGCAGGAAAUUAAUGCCUGGUCGAAUUCAACUGUGGGGCCACCAGAUCGCAGUGGACUGGGCUGAACCAGAAAUAGAUGUUGAUGAAGAUGUGAUGGAAACAGUAAAGAUCCUUUACGUCAGGAAUCUGAUGAUGGAGACCAGUGAGGAGACAAUUAGACAGAUGUUCAGUCAGUGGAACCCUGGUUGUGUAGAACGUGUGAAGAAAAUCCGCGACUACGCCUUCGUCCACUUUACCUCUCGGGACGAUGCGGUGCUGGCGAUGGACCACCUCAAUGGCACAGAGAUCGAGGGGUCUUGCAUCGAGGUGACGCUGGCCAAGCCUGUGGACAAAGAGCAGUACUCGCGUCAGAAGGCCACCAAAGGGGCUUCGGCUUCGCCUGAGACAACGCCACAGAACUACCUGUACCAGUGUGACCCCUACACAUUGGCUUACUACGGUUACCCCUACAGCACCCUCAUCGGACCCAAUAGAGAUUACUUUGUCAAAGGAUCCUCAAUGAUACAGAACAAUGCAGGUUCUGUGCGAGGUCGAGGUCGUGCAGCUGCAGGUACCCGCACCCCUGGACCUCGGGGGUCGUACCUCGGAGGUUACUCUGCCGGUCGUGGCAUCUACAGCCGUUACCACGAAGGCAAGACCAAGCAGCCCGAAAAGCCCUAUGAGCUGAUGCCCAGUCUGGAGCUCGCGGCCUCCGUCAACCAAGUUGCCCUCAAACCUGGCACAAUGGCGUUGCCGACCCUCGCUGGGCAGUACCCAGUUUUCAGUGCGGCCCCCGCAGCCAAGAUGAUGGAGGAAGGGAAGGUCCACACAGUGGAGCAUCUAAUGAACCCUCUGGCCAUGCAGCACACCGAGCACAGCAACGGAGCCGCCGCCGCCGCCGCCGCCGCUGCAUCCGUGCUGCCUGCUGUUUCUACUCCUCCACCUUUCCAGGGUCGUCCUAUCACUCCUGUCUAUGCCAUGGCCCACAACGUUCAGCGCAUCCCAGCAGCCGCAGGCCUCUACGGAGCCGGAUACGUCCCCAUCACAAACUACACAGCAAACACGGCGGCGCUGGCGGCGCUGCAGAAGAACGCCAUGGUCGCCGCUGCGGCGUACGGAGGCUACGCCGGCUACGCGGUCCCUCAGGCCUUCCCAGCGACCGCCUUCCAGUUGCCCAUCCACGACGUAUACCAGACAUACUGAUCCCAAAAGCCAGACUUGAACCGAAGACAAGCAUUGUUCUGCCUGAUACUGAUCGACUGCUGAAUCCUCUCAACAGUGUUCACCGCGUGAAUACAUCUCUUCGACUCGAUCCUAGUGGACCACCUGACAGCAACUCUGCAGGCUUUAUUGAGGCCAAUCCAAAGUCUUUUCACUCAAAAGCUUCAUUCCAGCGGGUUGUCAUGACAAUAACACUGAAGGUACAUUCGAAUAUUUAUGAAGAGAAAAUGCAUUCAAACUUUAUCCAUUGUAGCUUAUGCAACUCAUUUUAGGGCGCUAUUCUUCUGAAGUGUGAAACUUGAGGCUUCAGCGUUUUUAUUGAAACUAACAGGAACUACUGACAUUAGCGAUGCCACUGAAACAGUUCUGUGUAUUACUAAUGUUUGUUUGUAGUAUUUUGCCACUAAAAUGUUAUAUUUUGUACCUUCCGUCCGCAGGUUUAUGUGUUCUCUUGCAAAUCGCCAUUUUUUUCUUUUCUAUUUGAAUUCAUAAAGAUGCUUACUGACUUGCGACUGCAUUGAAAGACUAACAUGGAUCACGCUCCUGAUGCCGAACGUGAUUUCCACAGUGUCUCACAAAGGCAUCAGCUAAUAUCAGAACAAAUGCAUUCUUUAAAAUUGUCAAGGUUUCAUUUCUACGUUGCUUUUAAAGUCAAUUGUAGAACUUAUCGCGGGAUCUCAGUCUGGAUCUGUGAUGGGGAAACAAGUCCUGAGCAUUUUCUUUGGAAGCAAACAGCGGCACCAUUCUGAAAGAAGACUGAAGAUGUUUGUUUUUGUUUUAGCAGAAUUAUCAGAAAUUACAAAAAGAAAGGGGGCAUUUUUAAGUGGUUGUUUGUGUCAAAAGUAUCGUCAUUUUUAAGAUCUGCGGAGAAGAGAAAAGCUCCUUUAAAUAAAGCACUCCCAAGAGCGAACACAUGGUCAGGACAGUUUGGCCAUUUCACUCAUCCUUAAGUGACUGGGGAUGAGCAAUGAAAUGUCACUGCACCUGAUGAGCUUGAGAUGUUGCUGCCUUUUAUUCAGCAGAGAUUCACUCCAUCGUCCCAAAUUUACAAUGUAUGUAUUUUUUAAAAUAGAAAUGACGUCUCAAAACUUCUCAAAUCUUCAACUCCAGGUAACUUCAGUAGCAAGCAAACACAAUAGAAGGAUGUUGUGUGACGCGCAUUUUCAGUCAAGGCUCCUUCAAAAAUUGUACUUGACAAUGGUGCACUUAGAAUUUGUACUGAGCGCAAGGAGCGCUUUCAUAUGAAGAAGAUGUUUUAAUACACAGCCUUAAAUGCCUUUUUCUCUUUGAUGACAAAAGUCCAUUUUUUCUAUCUCUUUAAAAGACUGUUAGCUAUGCAGUUAGUGUUGGGAAAAAGUGCCUCCGCCACCUAAUGUGCCACUUCAAACUGCAUUUUCUUUAAGUGAUGGAGCAGUGUUGAACUUUAUAGAGAGAGAAAUGAGAACAUCUUUGCUCCUGGUUGACUUUUCCGUGCCUACUCUUUCACACCAUUCCUCCUAAAGAACAAACCGCUCCUCUGUUUGUGUGUCAGGAUAUAUUUAAUAUAUGCUUUACCUACAUAUAUUGUGUGUAUGAAGUAAGAAGAAAAGGUCUAAUAUAUUCUGAAAGCAUCACUUUCUCUUUAUUUGCAACUCAGAAAAGAAUAGAUGCAAUAAACUAUUUGCCAGACAGUUUUAAAGUUUUAUUGAGUCAUGUUUUUUUUUUCAUGUCUUGAACUGGUUUGGUGUUUUGGUGGGAACAAACUCUUUCCUCUGUAUUAACUGGAACGUCUUGUUUUUAUGAUGUAGAUGGUGUCAGUGUCGAUUCUGCUGCUGUUGUUUGACAGAAAUCCACUUUUAUUUCCUCUGAAGACCGGCUUCUAUUUCGGAGCAUUAUCUGUAGUUCAUGUCUGUGUGGCCAUUUAACGCCUCGGUAGUUUGUGCCUUACCGCCAAGAUGUGCCCUCUUCUCCUCUGUACGCUGGCUGUCUUCUGUCUGAGGUAUUUUUGUUUGUUAAUUUUUAAGGCUUGUUCAACAUUGUUCUAUUUAUAGAUAACGUAGAUAAAUAAAGCAUUUU
Molecule: messenger RNA, 5584 nt
Organism: Synchiropus splendidus (mandarinfish)
Lineage: Eukaryota; Metazoa; Chordata; Actinopteri; Syngnathiformes; Callionymidae
Gene: rbm47
Product: RNA binding motif protein 47
Exons: 7
Coding region: 1658-3511 (617 amino acids)
Cellular component (GO): nucleus
Molecular function (GO): mRNA binding
Source: RefSeq, a predicted model, not a curated record